Vidua macroura (Pin-tailed whydah) is the source of this 4141-nucleotide messenger RNA. It is a transcript of the gene KCNC1, whose product is annotated as potassium voltage-gated channel subfamily C member 1. Gene Ontology annotation, cellular component: neuronal cell body membrane; axon; voltage-gated potassium channel complex. Gene Ontology annotation, molecular function: protein binding; delayed rectifier potassium channel activity. NCBI's taxonomy places the organism in Eukaryota, Metazoa, Chordata, Aves, Passeriformes, Viduidae. The transcript has 4 exons. Gene Ontology annotation, biological process: protein homooligomerization; potassium ion transmembrane transport. The record is from RefSeq and is a predicted model, not a curated record. The coding region runs from base 338 to 2212 and encodes 624 amino acids.
GGCCACGUCCAACCAGGGAAAGGCCCUCCCCCUCCGGCACCGCAGCGCCCGCGCUCCCAGAGCAUGGCCCCCCCUGCCCCUGCCCCUCCGCCGCGGCUGCAGCUGCCGCGGACCCCGAGCGUCUGACUCCAGACGGAGGCGGCGCAGCGCCGAGAGCCACCGGCAUCGCCUCGGAGCGGCCCCGGGGGAGCGGGGCUGGCCGGGGCCCCUCGCCCCCGCGGGCCUGGAGCGGGGCCCGGCUUAGGCACCGCCUGCCGCCGAGCAGCCGUCCCCUGACGGGCUUGCUGCCUGCCGUGCUUGCUUGGAUGAGUCUGCGACAUGCCUAAUAAGAGACGAGAUGGGCCAGGGCGACGAGAGCGACCGCAUUGUGAUCAACGUGGGAGGGACUAGGCAUCAGACUUACCGCAGCACCCUGCGCACCCUGCCCGGCACGCGGCUGGCCUGGAUCGCUGAGCCCGAUGCCCACAGCCACUUUGACUAUGACCCGCGCACGGAUGAGUUUUUCUUUGACCGGCAUCCGGGCGUCUUCGCCCACAUCCUAAAUUACUACCGCACUGGCAAGCUGCACUGCCCCGCGGACGUGUGCGGGCCCCUGUAUGAGGAGGAGUUGGCCUUCUGGGGCAUCGAUGAGACCGAUGUGGAGCCCUGCUGUUGGAUGACCUACCGGCAGCACCGCGACGCCGAAGAGGCUCUGGACAGCUUUGGUGGGGCUCCCCUGGAUAGCAGUGCUGAGGACGGAGACAUAGAUGGCACUGGAGACUCUGGUGAUGGUGAAGAUGAGCUGGAGAUGACAAAACGCCUAGCACUUAGUGACUCCCCAGAUGGCAGGUCUGGGGGCUUCUGGAGACGGUGGCAGCCCCGCAUCUGGGCACUCUUUGAGGAUCCCUACUCCUCCAGAUAUGCAAGGUAUGUGGCAUUUGCCUCCCUGUUCUUCAUUCUGGUCUCCAUUACCACCUUCUGCCUCGAGACCCACGAGAGAUUCAACCCCAUUGUGAACAAGACAGAAACUGAAUUCAUCGGGAAUGACACCCAGGUGCGGCACUACAGGGAAGCAGAGACUGAAGCCUUUCUCACCUACAUCGAAGGUGUCUGUGUGGUCUGGUUUACAUUUGAGUUCUUGAUGAGAGUCACUUUCUGCCCAAACAAGGUGGAAUUUAUCAAAAACUCUUUGAACAUCAUUGACUUUGUGGCCAUACUGCCUUUCUAUCUAGAGGUUGGACUCAGUGGCCUGUCUUCCAAAGCUGCUAAGGAUGUCCUGGGCUUCCUCCGCGUAGUCCGUUUCGUGCGAAUCCUGCGAAUUUUCAAGCUGACCCGCCACUUCGUUGGGUUGCGGGUCUUGGGACACACCCUCCGUGCCAGCACAAACGAAUUCUUGCUGCUCAUCAUAUUUUUGGCAUUGGGCGUCUUAAUCUUUGCCACGAUGAUCUAUUAUGCCGAGAGAAUAGGUGCUAAACCAAAUGACCCUAGUGCCAGUGAACACACACAUUUUAAAAAUAUCCCCAUCGGCUUUUGGUGGGCUGUUGUCACCAUGACGACCCUGGGCUACGGAGACAUGUAUCCUCAGACUUGGUCAGGCAUGCUGGUGGGGGCCCUCUGCGCUCUCGCUGGUGUGCUGACCAUUGCCAUGCCUGUCCCUGUCAUUGUGAACAAUUUCGGAAUGUAUUACUCCUUAGCUAUGGCUAAGCAGAAGCUACCAAAGAAAAAAAAGAAGCAUAUCCCGAGGCCACCCCAGCUGGGAUCCCCCAAUUAUUGUAAAUCUGUCGUAAACUCUCCACACCACAGUACUCAGAGCGACACUUGCCCAUUGGCCCAAGAAGAAAUUUUAGAAAUUAACAGAGCAGAUUCGAAACUGAAUGGUGAGGUGGCCAAGGCGGCGCUGGCAAAUGAAGACUGUCCCCACAUAGACCAGGCUAUUACGCCUGAUGAGGGCCUGCCCUUUACCCGCUCUGGCACUCGGGAGAGAUAUGGACCCUGCUUUCUCUUAUCAACCGGGGAAUAUCCCUGCCCACCUGAUGGAGGAAUAAGAAAGGGAAAGCAUCUCCAACUCAACACAGAACAAAACCUGGGCUCACGACUUUGUGCAAGACUGAACGUAACUGGUCCACUGACAAUACAUGAGGAUUAUAUCAUACACGAAGCAGCUGCAGUGCAGAGAGGAUUAAGCAUUAAAGAUGCUUUUUUCUACACCUGUAGAAGACAAGAAAAUCUUUGAAUUUUGGUCAUUUAAGUACAGGACAAAAACACCUGUCAGAAAUUAAUUAAUGGAGAGAUUUGUCCUGAAGCUCUGACUGUGGCACUAAUGUCUGUUCCAUCAGGAUAUCAGACAUGGCAAAAAGUGACAUUCAUUCAGAACUUACAUCCCUGCCUCUCACAGUGACAGGCAUUCAAUGUGUCACAGUGCUUAAACUUUGCAUGACCAGAACUAGACAAUCACAGUCUCACCACAGAGCCAGAGACUGCAGUCUCAUGACCCUCUGUACUGUGUGAAACAGAACAUGCAGAAGAUACCUUAUACCUAGUGCUUAGUAAGAGGUCAUCCACGCAAGGCAGAAUGUCAGAGCUCAUCUAGAAGAGUGCAAGUCAUCCAAGUGUCCCAUGGGACCAUGUGGUGCCAUGGCCAUUUGUGCCUGUGAAUUCUGGGUAGUAAAGCAUUACCAUUUCAAACUUGCAAACACUUCAAACUGACAUAAGUGAUGACACAAAGAAAAGGAGGGGACAAUUGUGAUUCAUCUGACCUACAACGUUAUCUCCAAGACCUAGAACCGAAGGGCAUCUUCAGCAAAGGCCUAGGAAAAGUCAUAGAUGAACACAGAAGCAAGAAUCUGAGAACCCCCUUAAACUGCAUUCCAGUCCUACAUGUAGCUUUCAUAGCACUAAGGAAAUCAAAGAGCAGGAGAAAUGACAGCCAGGAGGAUGAGCAGGUGCAUGCAGGUGAAAUGGUGCUUCCUCUUCCUUUGCUGGCUGAAGUUUAAAACAAGAGACCCCACUGGGCUCUCAGGAAUUCCCUCAUCAAGGAAGAACAGCUAGGAUUGAAAAGGAUAUUUUGGAAGUGUCUUGGUGCUUAACAUACUUCAUACAGCAACCCUGUAGAACACUGGUCUAUUUACAAGCAUGAGCUUUAAGGCAAUCUCACAGACCAGGCUACAGAUGACUGUCAGUCCUUGGCAUCUUAUAAAAAAUACUUAUGAUAUAACAAAAGCUGACAAGAUAGUCCAUAUGGUUACAUUUACCUACAAUUUCUUCUCUUCUGACUGCUAUUCUCUUCCUCUGAAGGGCUGUUUGCACUGAACAAAAGUGAGCGUUCUGGGAUUUAUCUCUGAAGGUGUCCUUUUCUGCAGAACACAAUUCUUCAAUUCAGAACCAAGAAUUGAAAUGUGUAAACCUUCCACAUGGACAUCUUAUGUAAAAUAGCUUUGUGUUUAAAUGGGCUUUAGUUUGAACUUCUCCUUUUCAUUUUCCCUUAGCAAUUUGCAAGGCUGCAUUUUGGUCAAGUUUCAAGACACACAAUAUCAAUGUGCAUUACUGUUGAGUGAAGUCUAAAAAACCUGCUUGUUGAUAUUAAACAAGUGAGGGCUUUUUUUUCCCCCCGCCCCAUGCUUAACAAGUAAUCUCAGAUCAAUUCCAGCAGUCAUAAGCUAAAGUGUUAGAAAUGCAAAGAGAAAAAAAUCAAGGAAACCAGUGGUGACUGAGUGGCUAAGUUUCCAUCUUACUGAUUGAACUGGUAGACUUUCUCACUGCUAUGCGAACAUAGCCACAGAACAAAAGUAGCUGCAGCUCAGCAGUGAUGAUAGUAGGAUGCCUUAUUUUGCAAAGUUUCAAGUUGUGAUCUUGGUGUAUCACAAUGGCUCAGAUGGUGGUACCCCUAUAAGUGUCACAGUGCAGUUGCAACAGUGACAGCACUGUAGCACUGCACGCAGUGAGAGCUUUAAAAUACAUAGCUCAAUAAAAGCUAUAGCAUAGCUGUAGUCAGAGAGAGUUCAGGGUGAGCUAACCCUCCUUUCUGGGCAGGAUUUGUGGAUUAGGAGUUUCCUCUGUGCUGCAACUGCUGUACUUGAGUUAACCCACUUGUAUCUGGUUCAACUGUGCCUACUUGCACUGUACUGUAGUGCAAGUGCACAACUAAUAAAACUCCUGUGGGUCA